Nematolebias whitei (Rio pearlfish) is the source of this 1905-nucleotide messenger RNA. RefSeq names its product intracisternal A particle-promoted polypeptide (gene klhl27). The coding region runs from base 1 to 1800 and encodes 599 amino acids. The transcript is spliced from 9 exons. Gene Ontology annotation, molecular function: actin binding. The record is from RefSeq and is a predicted model, not a curated record. NCBI's taxonomy places the organism in Eukaryota, Metazoa, Chordata, Actinopteri, Cyprinodontiformes, Rivulidae.
AUGUCCUCUAUGUCCACAUCUGUUUGUGGUGGAGGGGAUGCUGCAGCUGCCCAGCCAGCAUUCAGGGGAUGUGAGCAGGCCCUGCUGUGUUCAGACCGCUACGCCAGUCUCAUCCUGGCCCAGAUGAACAAGAUGCGUCUUCGCUCAAACUUCUGCGACGUGGGGCUUAAAGUCGGCUCGCGUGUUUUCAAGGCCCACAGGCUGGUGCUCGCUGCCAGCAGCCCGUACUUUGCUGCCUUGUUCUCAGGUGGGUUGAGGGAGGCCAGUAAGGAUGAGGUACAGCUCAUCGGAGUGGACACUGACGUCUUUGAGAUUUUGUUGGACUUUAUAUACACAGGGUCCAUCAGCGUAAAUGUGGAGAAUGUUCAGGAGCUGAUUGUGGCAGCAGAUAUGCUGCAGCUGAGCGAGGUGGUGUCCAUAUGUGGGGAGUUUCUCAAGGGUCACAUGGACCCUUUCAACUGUGUGGGCGUCUUUCAGUUUCUGGAGCAGAUCGCUUGCCUGAACAUGCUGGAAUAUGCCGAGAACUACAUCCACGUUCACUUCCUGGAGGUAUGCGUCACUGAUGAGUUCAAGAGCCUGUCAAAGGACCAGUUGGUGAAGGUUCUGAGGAGUGAGGAGCUGAGGAUUGAGGACGAGUACCAGGUUUUCACUGCAGCCAUGGACUGGAUCCUUCAAGAUGUGACAAAAAGGAAAAAGCACGUUGUUGAGGUGCUGGAAGCAGUCCGCUUCCCCCUGCUGUCCCCACAGAGACUGUUCAAAUACAUAGAAGGUAUUACUGACUUCAGCCUGCGGGUGGCGCUGCAGACUCUGCUGAAGGAGUACACUGAGGUCACAAAAUCAUCCAAAGAAAACAAGACGAACGCUCAGCUCCAACCCGCCAAGAUGAGACCCAGAAGAAAAGCCAGAAAGUUCCUCUAUGCUAUAGGGGGCUACACCCGGCUGCAGGGCGGCCGAUGGAGCGACAGCAGGGCGUUAAGCUGCGUGGAGCGCUUUGACACCUUCAACCAGUACUGGACCACCGUGUCGUCUCUUCACCAGGCCCGCAGCGGGCCAGGAGUCGCAGUUCUGGAGGGAAUGAUCUACGUGGUGGGAGGAGAAAAGGACUCGAUGAUCUUUGACUGCACAGAGAGGUACGACCCCGUCACAAAGCAGUGGGCUUCUGUGGCGUCUCUGAAUUUUCCUCGCUGUGGGGUUGGAGUGUGUCCCUGCCACGGCGCUCUAUACGCAAUGGGCGGUUCGAUUGGAUCAGAGAUCGGGAAGACGAUGGAGCGAUACGAUCCAGAAGAGAACAAGUGGGAGGUGAUUGGCUCCAUGGCUGUUCCACGCUAUUACUUUGGCUGUUGUGAGCUACAAGGAUUGAUUUACGUGAUUGGAGGGAUCAGUGAUGAAGGGGUGGAGCUGCGCUCGGCAGAAGUUUAUGACCCCAUCUCCCGCCGAUGGAGCACCCUGCCUAUCAUGGCUUCACGGCGGGCAUAUGUGAGCGUGGCCUGCUUAAAUAAUUGUAUUUAUGCAGUGGGAGGCUGGAACGAGGAGCUGGGUGCUUUGGAGACAGUAGAAAAGUACUGUCCUGAGGAGGAGAAGUGGGUGGAGGUGGCCCCCAUGUCCACAGCACGCGCAGGUGUGUCAGUGUCAGCAGUUAACGGGCUGCUGUAUGCUGUGGGUGGAAGGGCCGCCAGCAGGGACUUCUCAGCACCCGUGACAAUAGAUUCUGUGGAGAUCUACGACCCCCACCUGGACAAAUGGACCGAGGUGGGCAACAUGAUCACCAGCCGCUGCGAUGGUGGACUUGCAGUUCUUUGACACCCCUCACCUCCCGACUGUUUCAACGUCAGCAACUGAAGCAUCUCAAACUGUUGAAAAGCUGCACCUUACGAAACACGCAGAGCAUGUUUCUGUCUCAAACCG